Quercus robur (English oak) is the source of this 945-nucleotide messenger RNA. RefSeq lists its product as uncharacterized. The transcript has 2 exons. NCBI's taxonomy places the organism in Eukaryota, Viridiplantae, Streptophyta, Magnoliopsida, Fagales, Fagaceae. The record is from RefSeq and is a predicted model, not a curated record. The coding region runs from base 1 to 945 and encodes 314 amino acids.
AUGUUUUACAUCGGUGGGCUUUCGUUUAACUUUGCAAGGAACCCAUAUUAUCGUAGUUCCUAUGCAUAUGCUGCUACCCAUAGCAUUCCGGAUUAUGUUUCUCCUGGAUGCAAUGCCUUGAAAAAAACACUUUUGCAAAGAGAAAGAACUAAUGUUGAAAGGCUUUUGAAACCAAUUAAGGACUCUUGGCUAGAAAAUCAUGGUCCAAUGUUUACAAAGGUAAUUGAUGGGUUAGGUGAGUUCAAAGACAAACAUUAUAUUGCUGGGGUGUUAAAGGAUGCUAUAAAAGGGAUUGGACAUGAAAAAGUUAUCCAAGUCAUCACUAAUAAUGCUAGUGUGAUGAAGUCUGCUGGAGCUCUUAUUGAAGGUGAGUAUCCCAAAAUAUUUUGGACACCAUGUGUUGUCCACACUCUUAAUCUAGUUUUGAAGAAUAUUUAUGCAGCAAAAAGCACUGAAAAGAAUGAAGUUACAUAUAAGGAAUGUAGUUGGAUUACAUGUAUUGCUGAUGAUGCAUCAUUCAUAUAUGUUUUUAUCAUGAAUCAUUCAAUGAGGUUGGCAAUGUUUAAUGAAUUUUGUCCAUUAAAACUGCUCCAAGUUGCUGAUACUAGAUUUGCUUCGGUUGUUGUAAUGCUGAAAAGGUUGAAGUUGAUAAAAAGAUGCCUUCAAGCCAUGGCUAUUAGUGACCAAUGGGCUUCUUAUAAGGAGGAUAAUGUUGGAAAAGCUCAAAAGGUGAAAGAUAUGAUUCUAAGCGAUCGUUGGUGGAAUAUUGUUGAUUAUAUCCUUGAAUUCACAGCAACUAUUUAUGAUAUGCUACGAGCAGUCGACAUAGAUAGGCCUUGUCUUCAUCUUGUGUAUGAGAUGUGGGAUUCAAUGAAAGAGAAGGUGAAGGCAGCAAUAUAUCAGCAUGAAGGCUUGGAAGAUGAUGAGUAUAGCUUAUUUUUUUAA